CUCAGCCACGCUUCAUUCAGACGACACACAGACACCCUGCAGGGGCCACACGUCACCCUCAUGGGGAACCAGAAGAAUCCCUGGAUCUCUGCUCUGGUCUUGGUGGGUCUUCUACACAAAGUUACUGGACUAUCCAAUACCCAGGUGUGUAACCCAGCUGUAAGUGACACUAUACACAACUAUGGUGUGAAAACCCUAAAUGGGACCCAGUACAUCCCAUUCUCCCAUUAUGCUGGAAGCUAUGUCCUCAUUGUCAAUGUGGCCACCUUCUGAGGACUCACCUUCCAGUAUGUGGAAUUGAAUGCACUGCAACAAGAGCUCCGAGAUGUUGGAUUCACUAUCCUCGGGUUUCCAUGCAACCAGUUUGGGAUGCAAGAGCCUGGAAAAAAUAUUGAAAUUCUUUCUGGAUUAAAGUAUGUCCGUCCAGGCAAUGGAUUUGUUCCAAAUUUCCAGUUAUUUGAGAAGGUGGAAGUGAAUGGAGUCAAUGAACACGCUCUUUUCACAUUUUUAAAGAAUGCCUGCCCACCUGUGGGAGACAGCUUCGGUAACCCCACCAACAGAUUGUUUUGGGAACCUCUCAAAAUCAACGACAUCAAGUGGAACUUUGAGAAGUUUCUGGUGGGUCCAGACGGCAGACCUGUAAUGAGGUGGUUUCCCAGAGUGAACGUAUCUGAAGUUAGGGCAGACAUCUUGAAAUACUUCCAUCAGCUUGUUCAAACGGCUGAUUAACUUUCAUCUCUCUCUCCAGCAUAAAAUGUGUUAAAAUAGUCAAAACAGGGUUUCUGCAGGUUUUAUGAAGGGAACUUUAAGACCCUUUUAAAAACAGUUAAAGAAAAUGUAAGGAAUAAAUUAAAGGAAAUGCAAUAUGUUCUCUAAAUCUUAACGUCUAGGGAACCUCGGUUGUUCUAGUUUUCCAUUGCAAAUGUCUUAAGAGUCUUAAAACAGGAUGUACAGAAAAGCAAAAAUAUAAAUUUUGGAUUGGCUCAGAAAAAAUUAACUUAAAAAAAAAGUUUUUAUACCCCAUUGUGAGAUAUUUGUUGUAAAUGUAUCUUGAUGAAAGCAUGCUUAGAUAUUUGUAUUGGAAAAAAAAGACAAAAAUAGUGAGGAAUUUGAUCUUUUUUUUCUCAAGUGCAUGCAACAUUUAAUGCCAUUAUUUAAUGAAUUUAAGACUUUCUACUCUGAUUUAAGGCCUUAAUUUGUGGAAGGGCGAAGUAAGACUUUUUAAGACCCGCAGAAACCCUGUAAAAGCAAGAUUACAUGUGGCAAAGUUAAAAACCUUUGUGAAUUGGAUUGUUGUUACAAGAAUUUGAACAGCAUGAAAUUGUAAUAAAAUAAUUCCUAGACUGCUCCUUCUAGAGGCUGUCAAUGGGUCGGUUUGGAGACUGGCAUGUUGAUGACGGGAAGGCUUGAAAACAGACACUCUGUGGUGCCUGACCUGAGGUCGAGGGACAGCGGGCAGCUCUUUAGUGCAUUCAGGCUGCUCUGCUGUUGCUUUUCGAUCAUGUCUUAUCUCCUAAACAAUCCUUUGAACUUGCUGCAGCCUCUGUGGACGUUCAGUAAAUAAAGAUUGUAAUGCAAGAAAUAAAAUGUUUUCUUCUGGUUA
This is a messenger RNA of Cyprinus carpio (common carp), 1603 nucleotides long. Its product is annotated as glutathione peroxidase 3-like. The record is from RefSeq and is a predicted model, not a curated record. The transcript has 5 exons. Gene Ontology annotation, biological process: response to oxidative stress. Lineage: Eukaryota; Metazoa; Chordata; Actinopteri; Cypriniformes; Cyprinidae. Gene Ontology annotation, molecular function: glutathione peroxidase activity.